AUGAGGGAACCGCCUCAGCAUCACAUGAAGAUUCGCCAGCGCCGACACGACCCUAGCCACUCGGUGUCGACUGACUCGAGCGUGAUGCCGCAGUUGUCGAGUCCGACGUCCUCGUUAUCGGCACCUUUGCGGCCCCGACGACAAACUCGAGCCGAACAAACCAAUACCCUACAAGAUGGAAGCAGACCGGAAACCUCACCAUGGAGCUCGACAGCUGGGCAAGACUUAGAAGUUCGCUCCUACCCAACCCCACGGCAGUCUCCAGAAACCACUCUCAACUUCCCGGUUCCGGCCAAAGCCACGAGCGCGUCAUCUGCUCCAGGGACAUCCGAUCGCUCAGCUCAGAAUACGGUGAGUCAGUAGUUAGAUCUCAGCUGAGUGCUACUACGACCGUUUCCAACUUGAGGAGCAAAUUGUCCAAUUGCUCCAAUGCUAAGCAAUGUCAGUUUCCAUUCCGUCUGCACAGGAAAACUUGGUUUCUUCUCAGGAACCAGAUAUUCCGGACCAACCCGUCGAGCAAACAGACCCGAGUCAAGCAUGCGAUCGUGCACCUAUUCGCCUGGCCUCUCAUUCCUCUAUUGUCGAUCACGGCUCACCACCAGCCGACAUCCAAGAGGAGGAACCUGAGGACGAACAGCCCUUUGAAUGGCCACCAGAGGUCGACCCAGUCUUGGCGGACUGGUCAUCGUUACCCCCAACCAUGUUUGACGAUCUGUUCUCGCUAGGCUUGUCGACUUCGAGACCGCCCUUGCCUUCUUCUACGGCGGUGACUUCGAAUUCGACUCUGACAGCAGCUCCUAUCAACCGUCGCCCACUCUCGUUCGUCGAUCUCCCGGGCGACUCGGCUUCGAUGAAGCUACACUCGAGCCACGAAGCGGUCCGAGUCUCGGAUGUGGUCCAUCAAAAUGUUGUUACACACCUUGAGUCGGUCCCUCCACGGUCCUCGGCGACCCAUGUACGAACCGCUCCCGCCCCUUCGACUCCCUCACGAGGGCAAGCGCGACCUUCACCCUAUUCGACCCCCUCACGCUCGGCGCCACCGAUGGUGCGAACCAGGCGCCACGCCCCCAGCUCGUCUCAAGGUGGCAGCGAUGCUUCCUCGUCACUCGCCACUUCCAACGAUGGGCUUUCUCUCCGUUCUGGGCCAUCGUCCUUGAGCGACGGUAGCCCGCAGAUGCCAGCGCCUGUCCGGAAGAAGAAAUCGCACUCGCGAAGGAUGUCCGAAGGUCAUGUCCCUCGACCCAAGAACGCCUUCAUUCUCUACCGCGCCCACGUCGUCGCCGAUCCCGGAUUCGUUGCGGCCUUUCGAGGUCAACACAACAACAUAUCCAAAGUCGUUGGAGCCAUGUGGCAAGCGCUGCCAAAGGAACAAACCGCGAUCUGGCACGAGCUCGCCGAGGAGGAGAAGGAGGCGCACGCCAAGCAAUUCCCCAACUACAAGUACAAGCCUGCUCGUCCGUCGCCAAAAAAAUCCAAGUCCGACCCUGCGGCGAUGCCGAUGCCACCUCCACUGAGGACGUCGAAGGGACCCUCGGAUCGGCCGUCGGGUUUGGUGCGCAUGGCCGAAGAAGAUCAAUAUUUGGAGGACAGCUUUGACGACGGGUUCGAGCUUGACUCGAAUCGAUCGUUCCGGUCCAGUGCGUCUUCUCGAAAGUCCGUGGCAGGCUCCGGCGGUAGCCUCAAUGGUCAUCGAAAUACUCCCUCAAAGUCCACCCAUGUACGCGCUGGCUCUGAUCUCAGUGGUCGAUCUACUCGAGCGCCAGGCGAUACGGACCAAGAGGUUCUUGAUCGUGUGAUGCGCAUUGCAGCUCAAGGUCUUCAACAGGAUGCUCCCACUUCAGGGAUCGUUGCACGUAUGGCGGCCGUGGGAAACGCCGCCUCACGUCCUUCCGCUACCUCAAGUCCCUCACCUCAAAACGGCGCAACAUCGAUCGUCUACGAUGGUAGCGGGGACAUUAUUGUGACCCCAACGAAGACCCAGCUCAGUCGAUCGACGAGGUCAAAUGCGUCCGACGUGUCGUCGAACGGAUCGUCACCUUACUCGACUCCUAUCCGCAGACAUACUCGGUUGGCCGGUUUUGGGUCGGGCUCUCCCAAAUCAUCACCUCCAGGCAGUGGUAGUGCCGGUAGACCGGGCAAGUCGGGAAUGUAUGCCUCUUCUUCUCUGGGUCUUGGAUACGGGCGAGCCCCUGGAUCGAACGAGCGUCCACCCAUCCGGCCUCCAUCGUUCGGUCAAGGUAUCCUCGCUUCCACCUCGGACCCAAGCCAACUUCGACCAACAAUAUUCGACACCUCGCUACUCCAAAUGCAAGACCGCAAGGUCUCCAUUGGAUCACGCUGGGGUUGUCGCCACUCCUCUCGACUCCCCAGUCGUGCCGAACGAUUAGCGCAACAACAAGAACUCGAGGGCGAUCUUUCGACCGACGAUCAAUUUGCUACCGUACGAGCCACAACUGGCACUGAGACCGAUGUCCCAUGGUCAGCGGUGUUGAUGACCUUGGAUCCGUCGAAUUGCGUCGAAUCGGCGCCUUCCUCAGAUGAAUCGUUCUUGUCCCCACCGACCUCUUCGUCGCUUUUUGGCUUGGGGCAGGAUCAAGAAGCCCUUUUGCUCGAGUCCCUGAAUCAUACCAGCCAAGCACCCACAAGUACCCUCUCACGAGAUUCUUUCAACGACUUCCUCGUCGAGCAUGGCUUCGAUAGUGGAGCAUCGUUCCAUCUCGGCGAUAUGGAACUGUUCGAGACGCCCGAGUCAGCGUUACCUCCCUUGAGCGGCAGCGAAUGGUUCUCGGACAUCGGAGGGCUGGAUUGCCCUGGUAGUGCGUUCAGCGAGUUUUCGAGUGAGACCGAGUCGACAAGUUUUAGCGGUUUCUGA
Molecule: messenger RNA, 2872 nt
Organism: Microbotryum saponariae
Lineage: Eukaryota; Fungi; Basidiomycota; Microbotryomycetes; Microbotryales; Microbotryaceae
Source: the annotation of a GenBank genome assembly